Cryptococcus deneoformans JEC21 is the source of this 4830-nucleotide messenger RNA. Its product is annotated as guanine nucleotide exchange factor, putative. Lineage: Eukaryota; Fungi; Basidiomycota; Tremellomycetes; Tremellales; Cryptococcaceae. Gene Ontology annotation, molecular function: guanyl-nucleotide exchange factor activity. The coding region runs from base 32 to 4744 and encodes 1570 amino acids. The record is from RefSeq and is a predicted model, not a curated record. Gene Ontology annotation, biological process: regulation of ARF protein signal transduction. The transcript has 8 exons.
CGCAGCAUAUAAUAAUACACAACACUCCGCCAUGGAGGCUGCUCCCCCCCGGCCGUCGACUUCCUCCUCUCGCUCUCUCCGCAGGACUCCCGCCGACUUUGAGGCUGCGCUCCGCAACCCACAGGAGACACUCUAUCUCUCGGCAGGCCCACCACCCAUCGGCGAAGACCUCGAGUCCGAAGCUGCAUCCACUGCAACCGGCCACCACCAUUCCUCCGGCACGAGCACAGCGGCCAUGGACGACCCAGACGCACCUCUCUCCGUGGACAAACGAAGCUUCGAGGACGACCUCCGCGCGCUGAGCAGAACGCGGGAGAGAGAGGAGGGGAGGAUAGGGCUCGGUGUGGGACAUGUAAGCGAAGGGAGUGUCGUCAAGAGGCCACCGAUACCUGUCCCGGGGGUGACACCGCCUACGCCAAAAGGACAUGCACGGAAGGCAUCCUGUGUGACGACGACGAGCACAACGUCGACCGGCACCGGGGACACACCGACAAGGGCGGCCAGGCGGCCGGUGAAAAGCAUCGGUCUUGACGCCGAGCUUGGGAUUGAGCCCAAAAGCAAAAAAGCGCCCCCAAAACGGCGCUCUCUCUUCAGCAAGGCUACCACGACCUCCCAGCCCGACCUGGCAUCCAUGGUCCGGCGCUCAACCCACCGCAGUAGCAAGCAGAAACAAGACACAGCGUCCACUCCUGCACCAUCGAUGUCCACCUCCGCAAGCUCACGCACGCUCUACAAGGAGCAGCCAUCCCCAUCUGCACCGAGGAAUAGGUCCACAACAGAAACCAGCGACAAGCACGGCAGCAUGAUGGGAGGUAACCAGAUGGCCACCAUUGCGGAAGGGUCUGGCACGUUGAGCAGAAAUAAGUCAAACGCUUCUGAUGAAGGUUUCAAGACAAUGAAGUACAAGGCCAGGGGUAUGUUUGGAAAGAUGUUUGGAUCUACCAAAGAAGAUCAGCAGCUCUCAUCAAAACAUUCCGGUUCAGCUUCUUCCUCCCGCGUAGAUAUCAAUGCCGAGACUGUUUACCCGCCUGUACCUCCUGUCCCAGCUACCUAUGCCAAUCAGAAACAGCGACCUUUCACCCCCUCUUCAACAUCCACCGACGUCUUCAGCCCUUCCAGAUCUCCUCAGUUAUCCACUUACUCGGCAUCUGCAUCGCCUGCCAUGGCCUCGCAUAACAGGAAAUCAAGGACCCCGACGCCAUCAACCAUGUCUGGGCGGCGCGACUCGCAGGCUAGUGCCAUGAUCACGGACAAGCCUUUGCCUGCUGUCAGAGACAACGUCGACGACCAUGACUCGACACUCGUGGCAACAAUUACUAAACGAGGAUCCAGUCCCCUUCAUGUUAGAGAACCAGCCAGCGUAUCAGAAAACGAAACUCCCUCUCGAGCCACAUCUUGUUCUUCACGCAAACUCGCCCCUUCACCGUCACCUGCCACCGCAGCAGUGACAUCUUUUUCUGACGAUAUGGCAGGGAUGCUUGCCAAUAUAGGACAAUCGCAACCUGCUAUGGAGCUUGGCUUACCACAGGAGAGUUUAAGGCUCAGGGAUGGUAAAAACGGGUUUCCCGCCGCUUUGGGGAGGCCCCUAUCAGAUCAGGAGUUGUCGGUGACACCUACAUCAUCAACAUUCUUAUCAGCUACUUCGUCUCCGCAACGGUCGGCGUCAGUAUCUGCAGCUUCAGCAUCGGACCAAGCAUCGUCAAUGCCUCUUAAAGGUUCAUCUGCCGAUCAACUCUCAUCCUUCCUUGACCCUCCUAUUUUCCAAUCGAGUACAUUCUUGAAUCAUGAGCUCUACUCUCUUCACCCUCAACAGCCUCAAAAUCGACACCACACUGAGCCCUUCAUUAACCUCCAUGCCCCGUCUCCAUCCCUCUCUUCUGCACUUGCACCUUCUGUAGACGUCCCUCAAAUUGCACCGAUAUUUGAAAAAGCCAGUGACGACCAAGGAGAGAAGGACUGGCAAUCGUUAUCAGAAGGGCCAUCACCGCUUCUACCGUCUUCCGCCAAGUUUGAUUCCUCGGGCGGUGUCGAAAAUACUGAUCGACCGUCACCCAUUGCACCUUCGGCUUGGGCUCGUCAAGCUCAAGGGUCACCCUCGUCUCCUCUCCCGUCUCCGGCACGACUGCAGUCUAAUUUAUCGGAUAAGAUCGACAGGACGUGUAUACCUGCUUCGUCUAGCGCCAUGUCUGGUUUCAGCUCCCUAUCGGCUCAAGGAACGAUAAAGGACACUCGAGAUAAAGUGGAGGUGAUCUCUUCCCCGCCAGAGACCCCUAGUAAAGCGCAGGAGCAGGCUGUGGAAGUAUCCGAUGAUAAGGCUGAAAGCCAGAAAAAUAGCGAACCAGACCGUGAACAAGAUAAAAUGGGAGAAGGGAGCAACGAGGACAAGGGGAAGAGGCUAGCACGCGAAUUCUAUGAAGGGGAUGGGACGACCGUGGCUGGGGAUAAAAUGGCAGAGUUUUUGGGUGGACCGCAUGCUAUCAACGACAUCACCUUGAAAUACUUUAUGCAGUACUUCCACAUGGAGGGACAAAACCUCGUUGAUGCCUUUCGGCAGCUCUGCCAAAAACUCUACCUCAAGGCCGAAUCCCAAGAACUCGAUCGUAUCAUGGGCGCGUUUUCCGCUCGCUUCUUCGAGUGCAAUCCCAACACCGUCUUUGGAUCUCCCGGUAUCUUGCAUACCGUCUCUGCCGCGAUGCUCAUGCUCAACACCGAUCUCCAUAUCGCAGAAUUGAGUAGACACAUGUCGAAAGCUGAAUUUGUCAGGAACACACUCCAGGCUAUUCAUGAGAGUACAACUGUCGAUCCAAAUACAAUCUUGAGCGCUGCUGCAGAUGAAAGGUCUUCGACUCCCGAUUUAGUGAGGGAUGAUGAUGGAAGCAGCAUGAAGCCUAGCCUCGGCUCAAACUCAUCCAUGUCCACCACGCUAAUCAACACAAGAGCCAAGACACCGAUCCAACCGAUGCAAGCUCGGAGCACUUCAGCACCUGUCAUUUCUGCCCACAUUCAUCAGCAUGCGCCGCCUUACGCCUCUGCAAACAGCUCGCUAUCCGUAGCUGGCAUAUCUACAGAGGGGAAAAGCAGAAAUAGCUCGUUCAGCGCAGGCUCAUGGAGCUACUCCAAGGGCUGGGAAACAGGAGCUGAAGCUGCACUGAAGGAAAUCUACUCUUCCGUUCGUGCUGACAAGAUCCUUCUUCCUAUAUCUGGUAUUCCCGGGAACGACCGAAAUGCAUCUCGUUCGAGCAAUCGCCAGUCAAUGAUUUCACUUGCUAGCAACGGUCCUUACGACUCUCGGUUCGCCAGGGGACGGACACCGACAGACCGUAUGAAUGUACUCAGACGGGGGAGUAUACGUAGUGUCCAAGGUCUGUUAAAUAACGGCAGUAACAGUCCUUAUGGCUCCCAAUGGUACGGGUCUGAUGGGAGACUCAGUCCCGCUCUGAGCAACGCAACAUCUAUCAACGAAACGGGCGCUAGUGGUUCCGGUUUCUCGUCUUUCGCCCCCUCUCUGGGUUUUGCUUCCAACCUGUCACACACAGUGAUUCGAGAAAAUGAAGACGAAGUUGGUUCGCUACAUUCAAAGGCUAGCGUAGGCACAGUGGAGGAUAUGGAUGAUGAUGAGCUUGCGUUGCUGGGUGCACCAUGGGCCAAGGAGGGGAUUUUACAACGUAGAACACAAGGGGAAGGCGUGGCGAAAAGGGUGAAGAAGGCUGAUUGGAAGCAGUUCUUUGUGGUGGUCAGCAAGGGGGAUCUGUACAUGUUCACGUUUGGAGAUGGUAAAGGAGGAGGGGGAUUUAUGGGUGGGUCCGUGGGUGGUGGAAAUUGGCUGGAAAAUGCCAAUGCGAACGGUACUAUCAAUCUCAUGCACACCACCGCUGUUGCACUUCCCAAGCAGGGCCACUCGUCUUCAAAACCAUAUUGUUUCAGUGUCAACCAGUCAUCCGGCGAAGUGUGCACCUUUGCAGCGGGGACCGAAGACCUCGUUGCCGAAUGGGUCGCGACGUGCAACUAUUGGGCAGCAAGGAAGACUCGACAGCCAUUGCAAGGAGGCGUGUCAAAUAUGGAGUAUGGAUGGAACAGAGUUGCAGUUGAUCAACUGGAGGACGAAAGCGAUCGGAUGAGUGUCUUUAGUCAGAAGAGUAACGGGAGCCGAAUGGGAGGCACGUACGGCCGGCGGGCUCUCGGGAGUGGUGGCGGGAGCAGUACAGGGCAGUUUGACAAAAUCCAUAUCAACGAUUGGAAGCCGCCACCUCCUGCGAUGAUUCCGAGUACUAUGGAAGAGGAGGGUCAAUUGGAAGCCUUGGUAGAGUAUGUAAAGUCGCAAGAAAAGGAGUUGGAGAAACACAAAGCUGUUGAGGAGCCGAUGAUGAGAUUGUAUUCUCAUGGAUCAAAGAAUCUCCACAAAGCAAAGGAAAAUUGGAAAGCCAAAUCGCACUAUAUCCAUAGUGAAAUAUUCAAAUACGAAACAUACAUCGACGCUCUGCGAAACGCCAUAUCACUUCGGGCCAAGAAACAAGGCGAGAAGAAAUUGGAAAAGUCACUCGCAAUGCCGAAUAACAACUUGCAGUCUUCCUCUGGAGAUAAAUCCGGAGCUUUGGAUAAAACUGAAAAGGCGGUUGAUGCAAGCGGCGCGGCGCAAGGUGUAAAUGCAGGGGGGUUGUCGAUUGAUCCGGAGGUCACAGAUGGACAAUUCGACGACGACGGGGAAGAGCAGCCUAUAACGCCGAAUGCGACGAUCAGGAGAUGACAUCGGCCGUGAAGAUAUAAUGGCUUUAUAGUGUGGAUUGGUAUAUAACGAACUGUAAUGCAUGUGUUACCAUGCAAUGUGCUGAC